AUGAGCACGAACGACAAGCAACAUGGCACGGCCAGAGCGGCAUUACUGGACGACGAGGGCGACCUGUCGUUGGAGUUCGAGGCGGCCUUGGUGCGGAUCUUUGCACGAUUCUCCUCGUCGUACCAGAAGCGCCUCCCUGAUGCGCGUGCUAGCGGUAGCAAUGCGAGUGCGACGCUUGCACGCCCCGACGCAGCGGACGUGUGGACCGAGGCGGAGCUGGAUGCCUUUUCGACGGUGACCAACGGCGGUGCUCUUCCGCAGGAGUCCAAGGACGAGAUCCGCGAGUUUCUGGACACGGACGAGGAGGGCAACCUGACGUUCGGCGGAUUCUGCCAGAUGUACCACCUCCAGAGCGACAACGAUGCCGACGAGACGUGGAAGGAUCUGGCUCAGCUCGGCUUUGACGACAGCUUGCAGUACAAGCACCACGAUGCACAGCAAGCCGAAUCAGAGGCGCCGUGCGAUAAGCGUACCUCUGCAUCGUCGUCGCAGGCAGACAAGCAGAGCGGCGAGAAAGGUGACGAAUAG
This is a messenger RNA of Moesziomyces antarcticus, 528 nucleotides long. RefSeq lists its product as uncharacterized. Lineage: Eukaryota; Fungi; Basidiomycota; Ustilaginomycetes; Ustilaginales; Ustilaginaceae. The record is from RefSeq and is a predicted model, not a curated record. The transcript has 2 exons. Bases 1 to 528 code for a protein of 175 amino acids.